AUGGUCAACUAUAUCAAUGGGGUUCCAGUCAAAACUGCAGGUUCUAAACAUAGCAAUGCACCCGAUGCUGGCCCCUCUAAUCAGCUGGACCUUAAUUGUGAAAAUCAAUCUAGCAAGCUAAGGUGCAAAGGAUUAUCAAUGUCUGAUGCCAUUACAAGCACUUCUGAUUCUCAGAUGCAUAGUGGAGAAUUUGAAGGCUUAAAUAAAAGACCGAAGUCCUCAGAUAUUGAAAAUAAAGGUACUAAUAAUGAUGAAGAAUUGCCAUCUCUUGGCCUCAGUUUAAAGAGGCUUAGAGGAGUUAAAGAUGCUGUCUUUUGCUACAGGUACAAUGCAGCCUCUAACGCUAAGAAAUCUCCCACAGGAUGUGUUGGAAGCAAUUCUCCAUACAAUAAUAGCUUAGAAGUUACAAAGAAAGAUUCAUCUCGAGAUAUUCAAUCUCAUUCUAGCGGCAAUCCUCCUAACCAAAACUCAAAUGGUGCUAGCAAUUACAUUGAUAUGGGUUCCACUACUAAUAAUGCUUAUGCUAAAUCUGCAGUUAUAAGUGAGCCAGCAGUGGCCUCAACCAAAUGUUUGUACCAAACAUCUGCUUUCCAGCCUAUAGAAAAGAACUUUGUCUGUAACUCUCAACAAGUUGUCUUACAUGAUACUGAAGACAUGGCAGCAACAAUGCUGUCACUACCUAAAGUAGACAGACAUAAAGAUUCUGCAUCUCCAGACUUCCAUCUUCAUUAUGAAAACCAUAAGUGUACUGCUAACAAGCAGCAGCUGCCACCUGAUCAUGAUGCUGAAUCUAUAAAGAAAAUGGCUACUGCUGCUGCUCCACAUUGUGGCUCUUCAAAUGUCGUUGACGUGGUAGUUGAAGGUACUGUUGGAAACCACAGUAUCAAUAGAAGUGUUUCAGGCAGCAACAAUGGAAGCAAUGGGCAAAAUCGGAGCAGCACGGCAAUUAAUGCUGGAGGGACAAACAUGGAAAGUAACAAUGGACUCCCUGGGAAUAGUGGCAGUGGCGAUGGAAGUGCCAACAGAGUAGAUCAAAACAAGACUUCUCAGAGGGAAGCAGCCUUAACUAAAUUUCGCCAAAAGAGAAAAGAAAGAAAGGAGAGGUGCUUUCAUAAAAAGUUAAAGAUGCCAUUGAUGUGGUAG
Molecule: messenger RNA, 1143 nt
Organism: Sphenostylis stenocarpa
Lineage: Eukaryota; Viridiplantae; Streptophyta; Magnoliopsida; Fabales; Fabaceae
Source: the annotation of a GenBank genome assembly